GAUGAUGGAGCAAAUUAUUACAAAUGAUGGAGCAGAGGAAGCAACAACAAACACAAUCAUGUUCCCUUCCCUUAAAAUCAUAAUUCUUGAGUCAUGUUCAAACUUAAGAAGUUUUUAUUUGGGGCAUGAUACAGUGGAAUAUCCAUGUUUGACACUACUUGUAGUGAAAGAUUGUCCAAAGAUGGUUACAUUCGCAACUUCAUCUCCAAGAGAGCAGAAUAUAAAGACUAUUGGUAUUGCACCAUUUUUCAGUGAUAAGGUGAUAUUCCCUAACUUAAGAGAGUAUGUAAUCGUUGGCAGUGGAUAUUGGACAACGAUAUGGGAUGACAAACUCACAUUUGGUUCAUUUUAUGAACCAACUUUUCUCCAAGUAAAAUAUUGUGAAAGUCUUCUGAAUAUUUUCCCAUUUCAUAUGAUGAAAAGAUUGAACAAACUUGAAUAUCUUGAAAUAGCGAAGUGUGAAUCUUUGGUAGAAGUAAUUGGACUCGAUCAUGGACUAAAUUCCACUGAAUCAACCACUAUGUUUAUAUUUCCUAAAAUAAGAAACUUGUUACUUCAUUGGCUACCCAAAUUGAAGAAUUUCUACUCUAGGUUGCAUACUACAAGAUGGCCAUCCUUAAAACAAUUGGAGGUGAGAGGAUGCGACAAUGUGGAGAUAUUAGCUAGGCAGCAUCAGAACUUUCCAGAAACAUUUGGAGAGAGUCAAUUGGAAAUUAUACCUUCUCAACAACCCUUGUUUUGGGUCACUAAGGUAUGAACCCCUAAUAUCUAUAUAGAAUGUAAGCACUUAAGGUUU
Molecule: messenger RNA, 796 nt
Organism: Durio zibethinus
Lineage: Eukaryota; Viridiplantae; Streptophyta; Magnoliopsida; Malvales; Malvaceae
Source: RefSeq, a predicted model, not a curated record